Messenger RNA from Hevea brasiliensis (rubber tree), 1375 nucleotides. Its product is annotated as adenylyl-sulfate kinase 3. Gene Ontology annotation, molecular function: ATP binding; adenylylsulfate kinase activity. The record is from RefSeq and is a predicted model, not a curated record. The transcript has 7 exons. NCBI's taxonomy places the organism in Eukaryota, Viridiplantae, Streptophyta, Magnoliopsida, Malpighiales, Euphorbiaceae. Bases 93 to 968 code for a protein of 291 amino acids. Gene Ontology annotation, biological process: sulfate assimilation.
CCAAUCAAUCCCAAUCAACACAUUCUCUCUUUUUGUUUUUUUUUUUAAUUUUUGCCGCCAAACUCGAAUGUGUUACUGCGGCUAUUUUUGAGAUGGUUACGCUGCAGGGAACGAGGCCUUUCGUAUCUGGUUGCCGGCCAGAAUUUGGAUAUGGACCGUUGCAGUCGUCGAAGUUAGGAUUCGCCAGGUUCUCCGUCGGCGAUAAUGCGGUUAAGAAUUUGGGGCUCUGUCGCGGCGGUGAUGUGAGGUUGAGAUAUUCGCGGAUUAUUAUUAAGGCAAUGGAGGAUUCUGCGGCGUAUUUGACCAAGGAUUGCUCGGCUAUUUCAGGAAAGGAUCUUCAAAUGAUGUUUGGCAAUGAGAAGUCAACAAACAUCGUGUGGCACAAAAGUUCAGUUGAUAAAUUUGAUAGGCAAGAGUUACUUCAGCAGAAAGGUUGUGUCAUUUGGAUUACCGGUCUCAGUGGUUCAGGGAAAAGCACUUUGGCAUGUGCUCUGAGUCGAUGCUUGCACUCAAGAGGAAAGUUGGCCUACAUCCUUGAUGGUGACAAUGUCCGACAUGGUCUAAACUGUGACCUAGGUUUUAAAGCAGAAGAUCGGGCAGAAAACAUUCGGAGGAUCGGGGAGGUUGCAAAGCUUUUUGCGGAUGCUGGUGUGAUUUGCAUUGCUAGUUUAAUAUCUCCCUACCGAAAGGACCGAGAUGGUUGUCGUGCAUUGUUGCCUGAUGGAGAUUUUAUUGAGGUGUUCAUGGAUAUGCCACUCCAAGUGUGCGAGGCAAGGGACCCAAAGGGCCUGUACAAACUUGCUCGAGCUGGAAAGAUCAAAGGUUUUACUGGGAUUGAUGAUCCAUAUGAACCACCACUAAAUUGUGAGAUAGUACUGAAACAGAAGGGAGACAACUGUGCUUCUCCAUGUAACAUGGCUGAAACUGUAAUACGCUACUUGGAAGAGAAAGGGUAUCUGCGGGCCUAAUAAGCAAAAGAAUAAAAAAUAAAAAUUGGCUCCUGGUGAAAACUUUCAGCCCCUUCUUGUUGAAGCUUAUAUUCAACACAACAUAAAAUGCUGAGCUAAUGGAAAAUAAUUUGUUUUCAUUUGGCAAGGAAGCUUCUUCAUUUCUGUAUCAAGGAAAUUUCUUACUUCCUGCAUGUAGCAAUCAUGUCAUUUCUGGAGUAAUAAGGGGGGGUUUUAGUGUAUAGAUUGUAUUGUCAAGCAAUUUGGUAUUCAUGUUGAAAACUUGGAGUAAAUUAUCGGGGCUUGCACUGAAUUGUUAUAUUCAAACAAGGCUCAGAGCUUGUAGAUUUGUAUAUUUACUGCAAAUACCUAGAUUCGCUUUAUUUACUUGAAGAUUUUUUUUUUAAUAUAUAUUUCCUUGUUUUGGA